CUGUACCAAGUGGAGGGAGGGACUGCCGGGCUGGAGAGCAGGAGGCUGAGGUUUAAUCAUUGAACCGGCCACAGUGUAUAGAUGUGGCUGCUCCACGGGAUUCUCAGAAAUCGCUUGGGAAAUGGCACGGCGGCUGAAGACGUCCUGUCAGAGCAAUCUUACUGUGUGAAGAAGACCAGGAGUUAUUAGUUCAACAACACAGUGGUUCUGUCUGCUUCAAAGAAACUGGGAAAAUGUUCGCUGUACACUUGGUGGCCUUCUAUUUUACAAAACUAAAAGAAGAUCAGAUCAAAAAGGUUGAUCGGUACCUCUACCACAUGCGGCUUUCGGAUGACGUCCUCCUUGAUGUGAUGACCCGUUUCCGGUCAGAGAUGGUGAAAGGUCUGGGAAGAGACACCAAUCCAACUGCUGCGGUAAAAAUGUUGCCCACACUUGUGCGAUCACUUCCUGAUGGCUCAGAAAAGGGCGACUUCCUUGCUUUAGACCUUGGAGGCUCCAAAUUUCGAGUUCUGAGGGUCAAAGUAUCUGAAGAUGGAAAGCAAAAUGUUCAAAUGGAAAGUCAAUUCUACCCAACACCUAAAGAAAUUAUACAAGGCCGUGGGAAUGACCUCUUUGAAUAUAUAACUGAUUGCAUCGCAGACUUUAUGGAGACCAAGGACAUAAAGCAUAAGAAAUUGCCCAUUGGGUUUACUUUUUCAUUUCCUUGUAAACAAAGUAAAUUAGCAGAGGGUGUGCUACUUUCUUGGACAAAACAUUUUAAAGCCCGGGGAGUACAACAAACAGAUGUAGUGCAAUCUCUUCGCAAAGCCCUCAGGAAACAUCAGGACAUAGAUGUAGAUGUCUUGGCGAUGGUAAAUGACACAGUGGGAACAAUGAUGACCUGUGGAUAUGAUGACCAACGAUGCGAAGUUGGAGUUAUUGUCGGAACAGGGACAAACGCUUGCUACAUGGAAGAAAUGAGCAAUAUUGACCUCGUGGAAGGAGAUGAAGGAAGGAUGUGCAUUAACACAGAAUGGGGAGCCUUUGGAGACGAUGGUUCACUGGAAGACAUCAGGACAGAAUUUGACAAGGAAAACGACUUGGGAUCAAUCAACCCUCGGAAACAAUUGUUUGAGAAGAUGAUUAGUGGGUUGUAUAUAGGAGAACUCGUCCGGCUUAUUCUUGUGAAAAUGGCAAGGGAAGGACUGCUUUUCAAUGGGAAACUGUCAACUGCUCUCUGCACCAAGGGCAAGAUUGAGACAAAACAUGUCGCUGCCAUGGAACAGUAUAAAGAAGGUCUGAACAACACUAAAGAGAUUCUGACUGAAUUGGGCUUGACUCCAUCUGAAGAUGAUUGCAUUGCUGUUCAGCACGUCUGCACUAUUGUUUCAUUUCGUUCAGCCAACCUCUGUGCUGCAGCUUUGGCAGCAAUACUGACCCGCUUGCGUGAAAACAAAAAAUUGACAAGGCUUCGAACCACUGUUGGAAUGGAUGGCAUGCUGUACAAGACGCACCCUCAGUAUGCGAAACGCCUCCAUAAAGUGGUUAGAAGGCUGGUUCCCAAUUGUGAUGUUCGAUUUCUGCUUUCUGAGAGUGGCAGCGGAAAGGGAGCUGCAAUGGUAACUGCAGUUGCAGCUAGAUUGUUAUCCCAGCACAAACAGAUUGAUGCGGCCUUGGCAAAUUUCAAGCUAACCAAAGAAAACCUCAUAAAUGUGAUGAACCAAAUGAGGGCUGAACUGGAACGUGGGUUAAAGAAGGAAACAAACCCCACGGCUACUGUGAAAAUGCUGCCAACGUUUGUUUAUGGAACUCCAGACGGAACAGAAAAGGGAAAAUACCUAGCCCUUGAUCUUGGAGGAACAAAUUUCAGAGUUUUGCUUGUAAAAAUCAGAAGCGGAAGGAACAGGUCAGUCCGAAUGUACAACAAAAUCUUUGCCAUUCCUUUGGAAAUUAUGCAAGGAACAGGAGAAGAGCUGUUUGAUCACAUUGUCCAAUGUAUUGCAGACUUCCUGGAGUAUAUGGGCAUAAAGGGUGCACGGCUCUCUCUUGGCUUUACUUUUUCUUUCCCCUGCAGACAAGCAAAAAUUGACAAGGGAACUCUUGUUGGGUGGACCAAAGGUUUCAAAGCAACUGACUGCGAAGGAGAAGAUGUUGUUGACAUGCUGAGGGAAGCUAUUAAACGGAGGAAUGAAUUUGAUUUAGAUAUUGUAGCUGUGGUGAAUGACACUGUCGGGACGAUGAUGACCUGUGGCUACGAAGAUCCAAAUUGUGAAAUUGGCCUUAUUGCAGGAACAGGCAGUAAUGUGUGCUACAUGGAGGAGAUGAAGAAUAUAGAAAUUGUAGAAGGAGAAGAAGGCAGGAUGUGCAUCAAUACAGAAUGGGGAGGAUUUGGUGACAACGGCUGCCUAGAUGAUCUCAGAACAACGUAUGAUGAAGAUGUGGAUGAGGGCUCCCUGAAUCCUGGGAAACAGAGGUAUGAAAAAAUGACCAGUGGCAUGUAUUUGGGAGAAAUAGUAAGACAAAUCUUGAUAGACUUGACUAAGAAAGGACUUCUCUUCAGAGGUCAGAUUUCAGAAUCACUGAGAAGAAGAGGAAUAUUUGAAACCAAAUUCCUGUCUCAAAUUGAAAGGUAACAUC
Messenger RNA from Anolis sagrei ordinatus, 2616 nucleotides. The record is from RefSeq and is a predicted model, not a curated record. NCBI's taxonomy places the organism in Eukaryota, Metazoa, Chordata, Lepidosauria, Squamata, Anolidae.